CUGCAGUCAAAGGCCACGCCCACUCCCAUUGACACGGCAAAAUGGCGACGGAGGAUUGUGAUGCUGUGAACAUGGACCCUGACAUCGAACUGCUCAGUGACGAGGAAAUAGAAAGGGAUGCAGAGGCCUUCAAAGAGCAAGGUAAUGCAUUUUACAUCAAGAAGGACUACACAGAGGCAUUCAAUUAUUACACUAAGGCUAUUGAUAUGUGUCCAAAAAAUGCAAGCUACUACGGAAACCGGGCGGCCACGCUUAUGAUGCUGUGCCGAUACAGGGAGGCGUUGGAGGACUCCCAGCAAGCAGUGCGAUUAGACAACAGCUUUAUGAAAGGACAUCUGCGAGAGGGUAAGUGUCACCUCUCACUCGGCAAUGCUAUGGCUGCAAGCCGCUGUUUCCAGAGAGUUCUGGAACUGGAGCCAGAUAACAGCCAAGCCCAGCAGGAGCUAAAGAAUGCAGAAUCCAUCCUUGAAUACGAGAGAAUGGCAGAGAUUGGGUUUGAAAAGAGAGACUUCAGAAUGGUUGUGUUUUGCAUGGACCGUGCCUUGGAGUGUGCUUCAGCUUGUCAAAAGUUUAAAAUAUUGAAGGCAGAGUGUUUAGCCCUGCUUGGACGUUACCCAGAGGCACAGUCAGUUGCCAGUGACAUACUCCGAAUGGACUCCACCAAUGCGGAUGCUCUGUAUGUGCGUGGUCUCUGUCUGUACUAUGAGGACUGCAUCGAUAAAGCUGUUCAGUUCUUUGUCCAGGCCUUGCGUAUGGCUCCAGACCACGAUAAGGCUCGACUCGCUUGUAGAAACGCCAAAGCACUGAAAGCCAAGAAGGAAGAAGGAAACAAGGCGUUCAAGGAGGGAAGCUUCGAGGCAGCUUAUGAUUUGUACUCAGAGGCCCUAACAAUAGACCCAAACAACAUCAAGACUAAUGCCAAACUGUACUGUAAUAGAGCCACAGUUGGAUCUAAGCUGAAGAAACUAGACCAGGCCAUUGAAGACUGCACAAAGGCCAUUAAACUAGAUGAGACCUACAUCAAGGCCUAUUUAAGGAGAGCCCAAUGCUAUAUGGACACAGAGCAGUAUGAAGAGGCCGUGAGGGACUAUGAGAAGGUCUACCAGACAGAAAAGACAAAAGAACACAAACAUCUCCUCAAAACGGCUCAACUGGAGUUAAAGAAAAGCAAGCGGAAAGAUUACUACAAGAUCCUAGGGGUGGAUAAGAACGCCACAGAAGAGGAGAUCAAAAAAGCAUACCGCAAACGAGCACUUUUACAUCACCCAGACCGUCACAGCGGAGCCAGUACUGAAGUGCAAAAGGAAGAGGAGAAAAAGUUUAAGGAAGUGGGUGAGGCUUUCAGCGUGCUUUCAGAUCCAAAGAAAAAGGCCCGCUAUGACAGCGGACAGGACCUGGAGGAUGACGGCAUGAAUAUGGGAGACUUUGAUGCCAACAACAUUUUCAAGGCAUUCUUUGGAGGACCAGGAGGUUUUAGCUUUGAAGCAUCUGGACCAGGAAACUACUUCUUCCAGUUUGGCUAGUCGGAGACAUAAACGGCAACUACAUCAGGACUUUUCUACAAGUCACCCCCUCUACCCACCAUCCGCAUUAAAUAACUGACUAAAGAAUCAGAUUCUUGACUAUGCCAUUGACUGAGCGAAUGCAACCCGACGACCACAAGCAGUGAAUUAUUUACAGCAAGGACACAAAGAUGACUCAGUUUCUUUUUUUCUGGCAAAAUACAACUAAUUCAAAAAUCUGUAAUUACUAUCAAAAAUCCAGAAUGUGUGGAUGAUUUUUGAUAGGAGCAGAAAUUUGAUCUAAUAUGAUUCAGUAUGGGAAGUGCCAUCCUGGGGAAACUGUUCAGAUGCAGCAAUUCAUUCAGCAAGCUGUUGUUUUACCCACUUUUCUGCUGAGGGAGUAUUCUUUGCAUGAAAUUUGAUAACUUGAUCAAUGGUCUCUGAGGAAAAUCACUGAGCAUAGGCUAUGGGGGCACACUAUUUUAAAGUAGAAUACAGCUGGAGCUCAUGACCCACACAGAUGGCGUAGCUGGAACACUAGAGAGAGAUGGAGGCUGAGACAUCCAUGCUGGAAGAUCACCUCUCCCUUUUGCCAUCACUGGUUUUAUGUUUGGUGUUGCCAUUCUGAGCUUGCUGCAGUGUACAUUUUACUGGAAUGUAACGUGUUAAUUUGUGAUGUUAACAUAUUUUUUUUCUUUUUUUAUUCUCAUUUCUAUAUUUAUUGUAAGUUUGCUGUCAAAAGAACUUUGAUAUACGAUGAGGAUAUUUCUCUUUCUAAGAAGAAAAUGUAUUGAGCCUUCCACCAGGAUGAUGAUGGAUUUGCUCGGUUUGCAUGAACUCUUGCUGCCUUUGUUGGAAGUCGAUCCAAGACAUCUGUUAAUCAGAAAUGUACACACAUAGGAUUCAUAUCAUUAAAUUCCAGAUGUUUUAUUGGUUUUUGGCUUAGGCGGUCAGACCUUUUGGAAUAUUUGAAACCUGGCAAAUUCCUGAUUUGUUCCUGACUUCUUUCCCCUCAGUUUUUGCCCUUUGGAAUCCAUCCUUUCUUUACCUUUAAAACGUUCCAGUCGUCAAUAAAGUUGGCCUUCUCUGGGUUUCCCCAAA
Messenger RNA from Cyprinodon tularosa, 2603 nucleotides. It is a transcript of the gene dnajc7, whose product is annotated as DnaJ (Hsp40) homolog, subfamily C, member 7. The record is from RefSeq and is a predicted model, not a curated record. Lineage: Eukaryota; Metazoa; Chordata; Actinopteri; Cyprinodontiformes; Cyprinodontidae. The transcript is spliced from 14 exons. Bases 42 to 1523 code for a protein of 493 amino acids. Gene Ontology annotation, molecular function: protein binding.